AUCUUGAACAUGUUCAGAAGGGUAUUUGGAAUAUCUAAUAGAUACAAUCCUACUCGUCUACGAUAUUUAAGAGAGUAUGUAUGUUUAAGAGAGGCUACUAAUCCAUCAGCUUAACAAACUUAAAAUGCUUAAUUACAAUAAGUGGCUAAUAAAUAUGGAUUAUCACUUCCUCAAUUAACAACUUUAUCUGGAAUAUUUUAAUUAAGUCAAUUACUUAGACCUUAAAAUUUCCCAAAUCCUAAUGAUUAUAAAGUAAAAUCUAUUUUCUAUAUUUAUUAGAUUCAUGCUGAAAAAUUAGAUUUGAUGUUCAGACAAACUUAAUAAAGUUAAGAAUCUCUUGCUCAAUUUGCAACAUCCCUUGAAUAUAAAAUUCCAGAAAUUUCUAAACUCACUAAUGAAGCAAGAAAAUAAGCAGCCUAAGAAUUGUUUAACAUUUAUUUAGAAGGAAUACAUUAUGAUAAUUUAGUCUCACCGUAGAGAUUAUAUAAUAUUUUAGAGGCUACGUUUAAUAAUUGGAAUCUAUUUACAGACAAAGAACAACAACAGCCAUCAAAAAAAUUUAGGCGGAAGUUAAAGAUCCAUAAUUAGCAGCCUAAUUAUCUUAAUCCCUUGAAUCCAUCUUUGAAAAUUACUAAUUUAAUCAAGGAAGGUAUUAAUAUUUUCUAUUCUAUUUUAAGAUAUGUUGGUUUGAUUAAAUCAUUUGUAGAUUCUCUUCAAGGAACUGAUGUUGAAGUAGCCCAAAAAUUAGAUUAACAAACACAAGAAAAAUAAUUAUUUAUUUAAACUGUUGAUAGAGCAACAAAAUAAUUCUCUGCUGAAGAUUAAGAAUAUGCAAGAAAUGUUGAUGGACAUGAUUACAAAUUAUUCUUAUAAGAAUUAUAUGAGAAAGAAUAUCAAUCUGGAUUUGCAUAAAAUAGAUUUAAUGAAAAAGGAUAAAAAUUGGUUUAUGAAUCUCAAGCAUAAGAACAUCAUGUUUUAAGAUACUAAUUAUUAGCAGGAGUGUUUGCUGGUUAUUUCCUCUAUUUAUUCUACAGAGGUGAUGCUUAUUAUUCAACUAUUUUAACUGUUCCAGUAGUUGCAGCAGCAUUCUUCUAUUUAGCUAAAUAAGGAUAAGUAUAAAUAUUCUUGAUUGAUUCUAGGCUAAAAGAGGAAUUCCAUUUAUUAGAUAAGUGCUCAAAAAUACAGACAACUCAUUUGAAGUUGUUUUUGAAUAGAAUCGUAUCAUUAGCAGAAUAGAAAAUGUUCAACCAAGUUAAAUAAAGUAAUUAACUAAUUGUUAUUAUUUAAGACUUGCUCAAGAUACUUAAUUUGCAAAUACCUUAAUCUAUGGCAAUCCAACAGAUUUUGGAUAUCAUAUCAAAGUUGCUGAUAAUUCAUUUAUUGCACCAUACUUAUACAGUGGAAAUGGUUUAGAUUUCAGAGCAUUUAUAAAUGUUUGAUUCAAUAAUAUAAAUCACAAUAAAAACAAAAC
This is a messenger RNA of Paramecium sonneborni, 1471 nucleotides long. The record is from the annotation of a GenBank genome assembly. Lineage: Eukaryota; Ciliophora; Oligohymenophorea; Peniculida; Parameciidae.